AUGGGAACAACAGGGACACCAGGGACACCGGGAACAACAGGGACACCAGAAACAACAGAGACACCAGGAACAACAGAGACACCGGGAACAACGGGAACAACAGGGACACCAGGAACAACAGAGACAACGGGAACAACAGGGACACCGGGAACAACAGGGAAACCGGGAACAACAGGGACACCAGGAACAACAGAGACACCAGGGACAUCGGGAACAACAGAGACACCAGGACACCAGGAACAACAGAGACACCGGGAACAACAGGGGCACCAGGAACAACAGGGACACCAGGAACAACAGAGACACCGGGAACAACAGAGACACCGGGAACAACAGAGACACCAGGACACCGGGAACAACAGGGACACCAGGAACAACAGGGACACCAGGGACACCUGGAACAACAGGGACACCAGGAACAACAGAGACACCGGGAACAACAGGGACACCGGGAACAACAGGGACACCGGGAACAACAGGGACACCAGGGACACCUGGAACAACAGGGACACCAGGAACAACAGGGACACCAGGAACAAGAGGGACACCGGGAACAACAGGAACAACAGAGACACCGGGAACAAUAGGAACAACAGAGACACCGGGAACAACAGAGACACGAGGAACAACAGAGACACCAGUGACACCAGGAACAACAGGGACACCGGGAACAACAGAGACACCGGGAACAACAGGGACACCGGGAACAACAGAGACACCAGGAACAACAGAGACACCGGAAACAACAGGGACACCAGGAACAACAGAGACAUCGGUAACAACAGGGAACCCGGGAACAACAGAGACACCGGGAACAACAGGAACAACAGGAACAACAGGAACAACAGGGACACCAGGAACAACAGGGACACUGGGAACAACAGGGACACCGGGAACAACAGGGACACCAGUGACAGCAGGAACAACAGGGACACCAGGAACAACAGAGACAACAGGGACACCGGAAACAACAGAGACACCAGUGACAUCAGUGACACCAGUGACACCGGGAACAACAGAGACACCGGGAACAACAGGGACACCAGGGACACCGGGAACAACAGAGACACCGGGAACAACAGGGACACCGGGAACAACAGGGACACUGGGAACAACAGAGACACAGGGAACAACAGGGACACCAGGGACACCAGGAACAACAGGGACACCAGGAACAACAGAGACACCGGGAACAACAGGGACACCGGGAACAACAGAAACAACAGAGACACCGGGAACAACAGAGACACGAGGAACAACAGAGACACCGGGAACAACAGGGACACCGGGAACAACAGAGACACCGGGAACAACAGUGACACCAGGAACAACAGAGACACCAGGAACAACAGAGACACCGGGAACAACAGAGACACCAGGAACAACAGAGACACCAGGAACAACAGAGACACCGGGAACAACAGAGACACCAGGAACAACAGGGACACCAGGGACACCGGGAACAACAGGGACACCAGGAACAACAGGGACACCGGGAACAACAGGGACACCGGGAACAACAGGAACAACAGAGACACCGGGAACAACAGAGACACCAGGAACAACAGAGACACCAGGGACACCGGGAACAACAGAGACACCAGUUACAUCAGUGACACCAGUGACACCAGGAACAACAGAGACACCGGGAACAACAGAGACACCGGGAACAACAGGGACACCAGGGACACCAGGAACAACAGAGACACCGGGAACAACAGGGACACCGGGAACAACAGGGACACCGGGAACAACAGAGACCCCGGGAACAACAGGGACACCAGGGACACCAGGAACAACAUGGACACCAGGAACAACAGAGACACCAGGAACAACAGGGACACUGGGAACAACAGGAACAACAGAGACACCGGGAACAACAGAGACACGAGGAACAACAGAGACACCGGGAACAACAGGGACACCGGGAACAACAGAGACACCGGGAACAACAGUGACACCAGGAACAAUAGAGACACCAAGAACAACAGAGACACUGGGAACAACAGAGACACCAGGAACAACAGAGACACCAGGAACAACAGAGACACCGGGAACAACAGAGACACCAGGAACAACAGGGACACCAGGGACACCUGGAACAACAGGGACACCAGGAACAACAGGGACACCGGGAACAACAGGGACACCGGGAACAACAGGAACAACAGAGACACCGGGAACAACAGAGACACCAGGAACAACAGAGACACCAGGGACACCGGGAACAACAGAGACACCAGUUACAUCAGUGACACCAGUGACACCAGGAACAACAGAGACACCGGGAACAACAGAGACACCGGGAACAACAGGGACACCAGGGACACCAGGAACAACAGAGACACCGGUAACAACAGGGACACCGGGAACAACAGGGACACCGGGAACAACAGAGACACCGGGAACAACAGGGACACCAGGGACACCAGGAACAACAUGGACACCAGGAACAACAGAGACACCGGGAACAACAGGGACACCGGGAACAACAGGAACAACAGAGACACCGGGAACAACAGAGACACGAGGAACAACAGAGACACCGGGAACAACAGGGACACCGGGAACAACAGAGACACCGGGAACAACAGUGACACCAGGAACAACAGAGACACCAGGAUCAACAGAGACACUGGGAACAACAGAGACACCAGGAACAACAGAGACACCAGGAACAACAGAGACACCGGGAACAACAGAGACACCAGGAACAACAGGGACACCAGGAACAACAGGGACACCGGGAACAACAGGGACACCGGGAACAACAGGGACACCAGGAACAACAGGAACACCGGGAACAACAGGGACACGAGGAACAACAGAGACACCGGAAACAACAGGGACACCGGGGACAACAGAGACGCCGGGAACAACAGUGACACCAGGAACAACAGGGACACCAGGAACAACAGGGACACCGGGAACAACAGGGACACCGGGGACAACAGAGACGCCGGGAACAACAGUGACACCAGGAACAACAGGGACACCGGGGACAACAGAGACGCCGGGAACAACAGUGACACCAGGAACAACAGAGACACCAGCAACAGCAGAGACACCAGUGACACCAGGAACAACAGGGACACCAGGAACAACAGGGACACCAGGAACAACAGGGACACCGGGGACAACAGAGACGCCGGGAACAACAGAGACACCAGGAACAACAGAGACACCGGAAACAACAGGGAAACCGGGAACAACAGAGACACCGGGAACAACAGAGACACCGGAAACAACAGGGAAACCGGGAACAACAGAGACACCGGGAACAACAGGGACAACAGCAACAACAGGAACAACAGGGACACUAGGGACAACAGUGACACCAGGAACAACAAUGACACCGGAAACAACAGGGACACCAGUGACAGCAGGAACAACAGAGACAACGGAAACAACAGAGACACCGGGAACAACAGAGACACCGGGAACAACAGAGACACCAGGAACAACAGGGACACCGGGAACAACAGGGACACCAGGAACAACAGGGCCACCAAUAAAAGAGUAAGAAUUAAUUUUAAUAUGGCUCAAAAUUAG
Messenger RNA from Lethenteron reissneri (Far Eastern brook lamprey), 3552 nucleotides. RefSeq lists its product as uncharacterized. The record is from RefSeq and is a predicted model, not a curated record. NCBI's taxonomy places the organism in Eukaryota, Metazoa, Chordata, Hyperoartia, Petromyzontiformes, Petromyzontidae.